Siniperca chuatsi (mandarin fish) is the source of this 4505-nucleotide messenger RNA. Its product is annotated as piggyBac transposable element-derived protein 4-like. The transcript has 2 exons. NCBI's taxonomy places the organism in Eukaryota, Metazoa, Chordata, Actinopteri, Centrarchiformes, Sinipercidae. The record is from RefSeq and is a predicted model, not a curated record. The coding region runs from base 1295 to 2956 and encodes 553 amino acids.
ACCCUUAUGCAUCCAUAGACCAUUUUUCUACAUUGUAAUUUUUUUUUUUUUUUGACAAUUUUGGCUGUGUUAAUGCAUAUGGCAUGAAAUUUGGCAAAGGUGUGAGUUUUUUUUUUAAAAUUUUUAAAUUUCAACCUCAGAUCCUAUAACAUAGUCAAUAAUACACGGUAAAGGAAAACUGUUACCCUGGGUGUAUUAGGUGCGAUAACGGUAUGAUUAAAACCCAUUAAAACUGCGAUUUUUGAUCCCACGGAGGUUACAACAUAAAACCAUGCAUUCUGUGAUAUCAGGCUUUCAUUACGGAGUCCUGGCUCCAAAUUUAUAGUUUUUACUAUUUUCCACCAUAUUGAGCCAUUUUCCCUAUAUAUGACCUAUGGGGAAAAUACAUGGUAUUUUCUGCGUGUCCUGUGGGGGCGCUAUUGUUGUAUAAUGGCACCAAAAAAGGAAAUGUUUGAAAUUGAAAUGAUGUUUGCUUAUUGAUAUGGAUGUCAGAGAGUGGUGUGUGUAAAAAAAAAAAGUGUGUGUGUGUGUGUGUGUGUAUGUCUGUGCGUGUGUGUAUCCAGCUAUGUCAUUAUCGAGAGAUAGAAAUGACAAAUCGCAGAAGUUAGAAUUUUGCUCUUUGAAGAUGUUUGUGUGUGUGUGUGUGUGUGUGUGUGCGUGUGUGUAUGUGUGUGUGCGUGCAUGUGUGUAUGCAUGUGUGGGCGUGUGUGUGCACAUACACGCAUGUGCACGCGCGUGCAUGUGCGCGUGCAUGUGUGUGCAUCCAGCUAUGACAGUAUCCAGAGAUAGAAAUGACAAAUUACAGAAGUUAGAAUUUGGCUCUUUGAAGAUGUUUGUGUGUGUGUGUGUGUGUGUGUGUGUGUGUGUGUGUGUGUGUGUGUGAGAGAUUUGUACUACAGGUGUACUUGUGUACAUUGCAUGACCUUAUGAGCCAAGAGUAAAUGGUUCUCAUGGCAUUUGUUUCCAUUCGCUCUGUUUCAUGUGUCUUUGCUGUACAGAGAUAAAACAUGAGCUUGACUUUGAUAUAGAAGUGCAAAGCCCUUCUAUAAUUUCUUCUUAUCAUAUGCUUGCAACACACACCUACAAAGUGGCACAUACACACCCACUCAUGCACUCCUUCAAAAAAAAAAAAAAAUGGGGCACCUUGCAACGCUUCAAAGAUGCAGCUGUGGGUAAAAUCAAAACAAAUGCUGACUUUGUUUUUGAGACCAUCAGUGAGUUUAUGCAGCUGCUGUCGCAGCCAAGUCUAUAAGUAUAUCAAGCUUGAGGGGACAGUCAUUUCAUUUCUGGCAAGAUGGAGAGAAGAUCGCUCACAGUGCAACAAGUUUUGGAUGCAGUCAUGCAAUCAGAUAGCGAGGAGGAGCAUGAGGAAACCGAGGAGGAAACCGACACAGAUGACGUGGAGUACCAGGUGGAGUCUGAUUCUGCUACCUCUGAUGAAUCCUCUGAGAAUUGGGAAGACACAGACGAGACAGAGGUGGGAUGGAAAUCAAAGAGUGGCCAAAUCUGGUCUCCCACUCACACCGAGACGCUGCGCUACCAUCCAGCAGCCACCGGUGUGCUCGCAGGGCCCACGCGGUACGCCACUGCCAGGAUCAGCACAAUAAAGUCGAGCUUCGAUUUGUUUAUGACAGAGGAAAUCCUCCAGAUUGUUCUGGACAUGACCAACCUGCAGGGGAGACGUUCUGUCGCAGACUGGAGAGAGGUGGAUGCAACUGAACUGCAGGCGUACAUUGGGCUGUUGCUUCUGGCUGGUGUAUACCGGUCAAGGAAUGAAGCUACGGUCAGCCUGUGGGAUGACCGCAAAGGACGGGCCAUCUUCCGGGCCACCAUGUCACAUCGUAGGUUCAGCCUCAUCAACUCCAACCUGCGAUUUGAUGACAGGCUGACCCGACCUGCUCGUCACAGGGACGACAAGUUGGCUGCCUUCCGGACCAUCUGGGAAAAGUGGAUCGAUCGGCUCCCCCUGCUCUUCAACCCGGGCCUGGAUGUCUGUGUGGAUGAGCAGCUCGUCCCAUUCAGAGGCCGAUGUGGGUUCCGGCAGUACUUACCAAAAAAACCAGCCAAGUAUGGGAUCAAAAUUUGGGUCACCUGUGAUGUUGGGACGUCAUAUGCGUGGAAAAUGGAUAUCUACACAGGGAAACCGGCUGGGGCUGCUGCGGAGGUAAACCAGGGAAAGAGGGUUGUCCUGGAGAUGACAGAGGGGCUCCAGGGUAACACCGUCACCUGUGAUAACUUUUUCACCUCCUACUCACUGGCAGAAGAGCUGCUGAAGAGGAAAGUGGCCCUUGUUGGCACAAUCCGAAAAAACAAACCAGAGCUUCCCCCGAUACUGCUGCAGGUGAGGCAGAGAGCACUCUUCUCCUCCAUUUUCGCUUUCACGAGGACCCACACAGCGGUGUCAUACAUCCCUAGACGGGGGAAGAAUGUGCUGCUCCUCAGCACAAAACACCGUGAGCCAGCUGUGACUGAUGAUGAAAAAAAGAAGCCCAAAAUCAUAGCAGACUACAACCGGUGCAAGGGAGGUGUCGACAACCUGGAUAAGGUUGUCAGCACCUACAGCUGCAGGAGGAGGACCUGUCGGUGGCCACUGGCGCUGUUUCAUAACGUCCUCGACGUGUCUGCUUACAAUGCCUUUGUGCUGUGGACAACAGUGGACCCCUCCUGGAACCAGGCCAAGACAUUCAAGAGGAGGCUCUUCAUUGAGGAGCUGGGGGAAAUGCUUGUGACCCCACACAUGGCACGGAGAGAGCGCCUCCCCCGUACACCAGCCGCUUCCAACAUGGUGAAGGAGCUACAGCAACUAGAUCUAAACCCCGACACCAGGGCCAAAAGGAGGAGGGUGUGUAAGUUUUGCACAGACAGAAAGACAAAAACUGUCAUCGCCUGCUGCAAGUGUGGCAAUUCUGUCUGCAAGGUGCACGCCUUAUCCAUUUGCAGCUCAUGCUCUAGCUGAACUGAACUCUGUCUCUCACACUCAUGCACACACACGCACAUGCACAUAUAUACUGUUCUGAAGGUUCUUGAAUUUUGUUGAAUAAAUCUUGUUCUUGUUGUGAACUUGAAUUUUUGUUUUAUUUCUAGAACAAAAAAAGGUAAUGGGCAUAACAAAUAAUGCAUAAAAAUCCAGUUUGCAUUUAGUAUAUGGAAAAUAUUUCAUUUUUUGUGUUUUUUUCAUAUAAAACAACAGUGAUUUUCUGUAAAGAAACUGGCAAUUAAAGGGUUAAAAUCCUGAAAAUGACUGAAUAUUUAACUGUUAUGAUCAGGACUGAUGUGGGUUAAAAAACUAAAUCAGUUAAAGUGAAAAAAAAAUUAAAAUAUAAUAAUUUUAUGGCAAUAAUUUGACAAGUACAUAUUUUGUUCCCUAAUGCACUGAGUGUGAGUUUUUUUUUAAAUCUAACACUGCACAAAAAAUAAUAAUGCAUAAAAAUCUAUUUUGUUGUUAAUCAUUGACAUAUCCCAGGCUGUGAUAAUCCCCCCUAAAAAAAUCCAGUUUGCAUUUAGUACAUGGAAAAUAUUUCAUUUUUUGUGUUUUUAUCAUAAAAAUUUACAGUAGCAUCAUGUAAACACAUUGGCAAUUAAAGGGUUAAAAUUCUAAAAAUUAAUGAAUAUUUAAUUGUUAUGAUCAGGACUGAUGUGGGUUAAAAAAAUUAAAUCGGUGAAAGUGAAAAAAAAAAUGUAUGUAUAAUAUUUUUAUGGCAAUAAUUUGUACAGUACAUUUUUUGUUUCCUAAUACACUGAGUGUGAGUUUUUUUUUAAAUCUGACACUGCACAAAAAAUAAUAAUGCAUAAAAAUCUAUUUUGUUGUUAAUCAUUGACAUAUCCCAGGCUGUGAUAAUCCCCCCUAAAAAAAUCCAGUUUGCAUUUAGUACAUGGAAAAUAUUUCAUUUUUUGUGUUUUUAUCAUAAAAAUUUACAGUAGCAUCAUGUAAACACAUUGGCAAUUAAAGGGUUAAAAUCCUAAAAAUUAAUGAAUAUUUAAUUGUUUUGAUCAGGACUGAUGUGGGUUAAAAAAAUUAAAUCGGUGAAAGUGAAAAAAAAAAUUAAUGUAUAAUAUUUUUAUGGCAAUAAUUUGUACAGUACAUUUUUUGUUUCCUAAUACACUGAGUGUGAGUUUUUUUUAAAUCUGACACUGCACAAAAAAUAAUAAUGCAUAAAAAUCUAUUUUGUUGUUAAUCAUUGACAUAUCCCAGGCUGUGAUAAUCCCCCCUAAAAAAAUCCAGUUUGCAUUUAGUACAUGGAAAAUAUUUAAUUUUUUGUGUUUUUAUCAUAAAAAUUUACAGUAGCAUCAUGUAAACACAUUGGCAAUUAAAGGGUUAAAAUCCUAAAAAUUAAUGAAUAUUUAAUUGUUUUGAUCAGGACUGAUGUGGGUUAAAAAAAUUAAAUCGAUGAAAGUGAAAAAAAAAAAUUAAUGUAUAAUAUUUUUAUGGCAAUAAUUUGUACAGUACAUUUGGUGUUGCUAAUACAUCCAGGGUAACUUUGAAAAAUUGCUGUUUAAGGGUUAAA